AUGGUCUCAGGCGCGAUUGCUGGUGUCUCUGAGAUUCUUGUGAUGUAUCCUUUGGAUGUCGUCAAGACUCGAGUUCAAUUGCAAACCGGAGUAGGCGCUUCAGCCGAAUACACCGGUAUGCUCGAUUGUUUCCAGAAGAUCAUCCGAAACGAGGGAUUCUCCCGACUCUACCGCGGAAUCUCAGCCCCUAUUUUGAUGGAGGCGCCCAAGCGUGCGACCAAAUUUGCUGCCAAUGACGAGUGGGGAAAGGUCUAUCGCAACCUGUUCGGAGUCGAGAAGAUGACACAAGGUCUCUCUGUGCUUACCGGUGCUUCUGCCGGAGCCACGGAAUCUUUUGUCGUCGUGCCCUUUGAGCUUGUCAAGAUCCGACUCCAAGACAAGGCUUCGGCUGGCAAGUACAACGGUGCUCUCGACGUCGUGGCCAAGACCAUUAAGAGCGACGGCCUUCUUGGUCUCUACCAGGGUCUGGAGAGUACCCUGUGGCGCCACAUUCUAUGGAACGCAGGAUACUUUGGCUGCAUUUUCCAGGUCAGAUCGUUGCUCCCCAAGGCGGACAACAAGAGAGGCCAGAUGGUGAACGAUCUGAUUUCCGGAUCCGUUGGCGGAACGGUCGGAACAAUCCUCAACACCCCCAUGGAUGUUGUCAAGAGCCGAAUCCAGAAUACUCCCAAGGUUCUCGGUGUGGUGCCAAAGUACAACUGGGCCUGGCCUGGUAUCUUGACGGUGGCUCGUGAGGAAGGCUUCGGCGCUCUCUACAAGGGAUUCAUCCCCAAGGUCCUCCGUUUGGGCCCUGGUGGUGGUAUCCUUCUGGUUGUCUUCACAACUGUCAUGGACACCUUCCGAAAGUGGCACACCGCAUAG
Molecule: messenger RNA, 861 nt
Organism: Clonostachys solani
Lineage: Eukaryota; Fungi; Ascomycota; Sordariomycetes; Hypocreales; Bionectriaceae
Source: the annotation of a GenBank genome assembly